Fomitopsis serialis is the source of this 1666-nucleotide messenger RNA. RefSeq names its product FAD binding domain-containing protein. NCBI's taxonomy places the organism in Eukaryota, Fungi, Basidiomycota, Agaricomycetes, Polyporales, Fomitopsidaceae. The record is from RefSeq and is a predicted model, not a curated record. Bases 203 to 1666 code for a protein of 487 amino acids. Gene Ontology annotation, molecular function: FAD binding. The transcript has 8 exons.
AGCUCACCAGUGCAUAUACGUCUCGCGACGCCCAGAUAGGAGUUCAAGCGGACGACCGUGUAAACGCGCCGAAAAAGAAUUGUGUGCAUCAAUUGUCUUGUUAUGCACCGCCUCUUUCUGGCGCGCAUACUAGUGUUGUGAAGUUUGCUCGCCACGACUGGAUCCUUUCUAUCCUGCUACACGAACCCGUAUCAGAACGAGCAUGUACUCUCCUGCUCCUACUGCAAUGGAUGUCCUAGUCGUUGGUGGUGGCCCCACAGCCCUCGUAGCAACGUAUAUGCUGCUAAAGGCCGGGGUUGUUGCACUUGCAGUAGAACAGUACGAUAAAGCGGCACAGGCCUCGUAUGGAAGGGCAUGCAUGCUCUACUCUCGCUCCGUCGAGCUCCUUGACCUGAUCGGAAUGUACGCUCGGAUUGCAGACAUAGGAUUCUUGGUCAAAGAGACAAUCACUUUCAAAGAUGGCAAAGAAGUACCAGCACGAGGGUGGUCCUUCGUGCGCGACGCUAUCGCAGGCAACACCUUCUUCGAAUUCAGCUUCAGUGUCAGGCAAAAGUACCUUGAAGCUGCCUUGAGAGAGGCCAUACAAUACAUCGACCCGACUGCCCUCCGAGCUCCCGCAAAACUCAUCGACUACUCUAUUGAUCCAACCGCACCGUACCCCGUACUUGCGACAAUACAAGAGGAUCAAAGAACUUACCAAGUUCGCUGCAGAUACCUGGUAGGAGCUGACGGGGGACGCUCCACCGUCCGUUCCAUUUGCCGGAUCCCGUUUCCUGGAACAAACUCAAAUCAUCGUUGGGUGCGCAUGGACGCUGUUGUGCGCACGGACAUGCCGCAUAGCAGGAGGGGCGGCGUCGCGAUCGAAUCCAUCGAGCAUGGCAACGUUCUCUGGACCCCGAUCGAUAACGGGCGCACUCGGAUCGGCUUCGUCUGCCCACAACAUCUCUUCGGUCAGAAUGGGGAGUCACCGACCGCUGAAGUCAUCAUGGCGGAGGCCAAGAAAGCCGUCCGGCCGUUCACUCUGGACUUUGUCGAGCUGGACUGGUGGACGGUGUACGCGAUCGGGCAACGCGUGGCGGAGACGUUCAAGGACGGGCCGGUCCUUCUAGCGGGCGACGCGGCACACACGCACUCCUCCGGUGCGGCCCAGCUAGAUCGCGACAUCGCGUCGCUCAUCUCUGGCAAGAUCCCCAGCCACUUCCGCGCGCCACCCGACGCCGACGUCAACUCGUACCUCGACGAGGUCUUCACCACCAACGCGUCCUUCACCGUCGGCCUCGGCAUCUCGUACACGGAGAACGUGCUGAACCGCCGCGCCGGCGCGAGUGCGACGCCUGCGGCCGCGCUCCUGGGCCGUCGUGCGCCAGACGUCGCGCUCGUCCUCCCAGGCGCCGCGUUCCCGCGACGGCUCUACGAGCUGAUGCCGUACUCUGGGCGGUUCUGGAUCCUCCAGGCGCUGGAUGCGCCAGACGCGUUCACGCGCACACGCGCGCCCGUGUUCGCGUUCUUGACGAUCCCGCGUGGGGAGGGUGCGCUGCAGUCCGCUGAGACGCUGGGCGAGCAGCCGUUGGGCAUCUCAGCCUACGACGUGACCGGGGAUGCGUAUGCAAAGUAUGCGGUGAUGCGGCGGAGGGUGGCUUGGUCGUCGUUCGCCCGGACGGCAUAG